AUGACACCUCUGCCGGCAGCACUCAUUUACCACUCAGCCUAUAACAGGAUUACCCAGAAAGCGGCGGACUCCCAUGGACAAAGCCCAGCUCUCACGCAUGGCGGACAUCAGCCUGCAGACAAGGGAAGACGGCAAGCGCCAAGGCUGCAACUCGAAUGCACCCAAAGAACUAUACAGGAGUCUAUGAGGACAAAGUACACUCUGAUGCCUGCUCUGAUGGACACUUGCCCCCUACCACCUGAACACAGCAGAAGAGGUAUCGGAUAAAAGCGGGACUACCCCUGUCUGAGUGGCCUAGGGACCACCAGGAUACCGAUAUCCCCCACACGGAGGCAGCUCUGGGAACUACGACCCAUCAGGGUGACAGUUGCCCCGCAUUGUCUAACCCCACUAGUCUUUAUAAUAUGACCUACCUAGACAUAGUAUAAAAGUUAAUCUAUAAGUUGUAUCUACCAGUGACCGCAAGUUAUCGCAAUGUAUACGGCACUCACAGCAACGUACACUCUUAUUCCACACUACAUCUUAACUGAAGUUACUGAACCUACUGUAUAGCUACAUAACUAACUAAGCCUGUUUACGUUUAGCCUGCAUGAUCUCUAACUUAAAAAUGAGCCACUAGUUAAGUCUACAUUACCUUGACUAACUCAUGUUGUAUCUACAUUACUGUUGCUAGCUUAAUCGUCAAAUAUAAAAUUUCAUGCUGUUUUCCUAAAUGAUGCAAGUAUUAUCUCUAGUAGUCCUCACUAUUACUUCACAUGUAUCACUGAAUGUACCGCAAAGCCUUGCAUUUGCUGUUGUGGCAAUGCAGGAUGCAAUGUAACCUCAUGCAUGUUCAAAAAUAAAGAAUAUAAAAAAAAAAAAAAAAGUGUGACAAAGUAUGACCAUCUAAGGUGCAGCUUAACGCUUCACCUGGUAGUAAAUAACCCAUUAAUGAUUAAAUUCUAAAUAUAUUUUCAGAAUAGAAAACCAUAUAAAUUGUUGUUUAUAAUUUUUUUAUUUACACUUAAUUAGUUUCAAAUUUUUUGUAUACUGUGGCCAGCUCAGCAUUCUGCGUCAUCAGGAAGUCAAAACAGUCGACUUCCUUUCGGCUACAUAUUAGAAUGCUGGGGGGCAGCUCCAAUAGGGAAAUCCCAAUGGCCCUGAGAAUUCUGAAAACAACAUUUAUUUUUUAUUUACAAUUUUCCGCUGUAAAAUACAAUCAGGCUUUAAUCAGACUUCAAGGAGUGAUUACUACUUUUGGAUUACCGUUCUAAGCCAAUUCAUGUAAAUAUCUUUUCAAGUAAAAAUUAUACCACUUAAAAAUAAUGUGUUUAUGCGAACAACCUUUCUUUCUUUCAGUUCUGAAACAAUGCGGAAACCACAAAAGUGCAUUUUCAUUAUUGUAUUGCUUUCUUCUGUAUUAUUUGGAGUAACUCUGCAUUUGGCGUGGAUGUCAUUUUCACAAAAUAAAGGUAAGCCAAUGUGUGUCUGAAAAAAUGUGCCUGUAAAUGGGAUGGAGUUUAUAUCCUUGAUGCCCUUAGAAUGCCCCCAUAUUGCAAUAUUCCUUACAUAAUGGCGUAUUGCAUCCUUAUUGUUUUGCUAUUUUCCACCUAUAUAUUGUUCCCCUAUAUUACCACUUUACCAUUGCAUAUUACCCUUGUAUAUUACCUCAUUACACCCCUUUAUUGCCUUGUAUAUUGCAUAUCGAUAUAUUACCCUAUAUCUUGCUGUAUUGAUUAAAUUAUAGCCCCCUUACUUCUACAGUCAGGUACACAAGAGAGCUUGUUAAGGAGGAAGGGGUUAAAACAUAGGAAGGGGGUACAUUAUUGGCUGUCUGAUGUACAAUGCACAUGAGGACUGAAAGUUGGGCCAGGUAGAUAUGCAAGGGAAAUGGGACUUGCCAACUUUCCAUAGUCAUUGCCAAAAAACAGGAUCAGUCUCUCCUGUAACCCAUCAGGUACGUCCCAUCAAGACUGUAUUUUUCUUGUUUUUGAAGCAAUGUACGAACAAUGAACACCGGAAGAGGCCGCAACAUCAGAAGUCUCCUCUCCUCCCCGUACUCACUUUUACAAUUUCUCUAACAUUAACAUUGAAUGCUGGUAACAUUAUACAAAAAAUCAGCAGACAUAUAUGCAUGUAUUUUGCUUAUUGAAUUUCUUUGGCAGUAACAAUAUUUAACUUGAUUUAACAUGAAAAUAUCAAUUUCAAACAAGAAUAUCAACUUGACUCUGAUAAGUUCAUGUCUUUAGUACACAGAAGUAAGAUGAGGUGGGUCCACAGAGUACCUGCUAUAGCUUCCUCAAUUCCAAAUUUAAAAAGAACUAUUUCUAGGUGCUCUACUCUGAGAGUGCAAACUACAUUUUAUUGUUUCUGCACUGCCCUAUUGGCCGCAGAAAAUAGAGGUUGCGGACCCAUCAGCUUCCACUGUUUUUUUUUGCUACCAAAAUACUAGCCUCCGUUCUCACAUGCAGUCUGAAAGCAGCAGAGGCACCAAUAUUCUGAUAUGUAUACAGUCUCCUGCGGAUUCCAAAGAUUGCUUGGGACAGUCUCCUACUGUUACAGCUGUUUGAGUCAGCUUGCCAUACCCGAUUUGGGCAAAUGGCGAUUUGGGCAGUGGCGUACUAAGGGGGAGGGAGUGGUCCGUGCCGGUUACCACUUAGUAGGGGGGGUGCUACGCUCUGUACCUCCUGCUGGUUCGAAGAGGAAAAGGGUAUUUGAACGUGACUUUGAAGAAAGGUAGAUGCUGCGUCAGUGGUGGAACUAACGUAGACGUCCGUGGUGCAAGAAUUUGGGGAUGGUGUGGCCAAAAGGUAGAUACCCAUCUGUCGUACAAGUCUCACAAGGCUUUGCCAGCUGAGGAUCUAAUAUUUGCACAUCCUUGCAGGGUUGUAUUUAGCAGUGAGCAGUGUUUGUGUGUUUGAAUGCAAGCAUGUUUUGGUAUGGAGUGUGUGUAUGUGAAUGCGAAUGAAGUUGUAUAAUCUUAUGUACGGUUGCUAUUUGGAAGCAGUGGUGUACUUGUUUUUGUAAGUGUUUGUUUUUGAAUGUAGGGGUGUGUUUGUAUGUAGUUUUGGCAUUUGAAUGCAGCCGUGCAUUUGUGUGUAGUGUUGGUUUUAGAAUGCACGGUUGUAUUUAUAUAUAUAUUGUUGGUGUUUUAAUACAGAUGUGUGCUUCUAUGUAUGCUGACAUCUGAAUGUAGGGGUGUAUUUGUGUGUAGUGUUGGUGUUUGGAUGCAUCUAUUGAGCCACAGGGGAAAUGUAGCAAACUGGCUGAACAUCAUGAAUAAAUAUUCAGUGCCAAGCUUAGCUAUUGCUUGAGAAGUUUACCAGGAAUUGGAUGGGAUAUAUAAAAAAAAAACUGACAAAGAGUGAGUGUAAAUGAAUAGUUAAUACAGCCACAUCUUCAAGGGGCCUAAAAUGUUUUUGUUGUCACUGAGCCAUGAUGGGCCCCUUUUAAUACCUGAUCUGCCAAAUUAAUAUUUAAAUUCUUUUUUUUUUUUUAGGCACCAACGAAAUAAGCAUUACACAGCAGAAUCGGAAAAGAAUUUUGAAGUCAGCCUGUCCCCAAGGAAAUCUAAGUAAUUUUUUAAAUAAAAUUGAUCUGUUUCAUGCAAAGCGAUUAUUUGUGGAGGAGAACCAUAAAUUCAUCUACUGCGAAGUACCAAAAGUGGGGUGCUCAAACUGGAAGAGAAUCAUAUUUCUUUUGAAAACAAAUAUCAGCGUGAGAGCAAAUUACAUUGAUCAUGAGGCUAUUCAUAGCACUAAUUUCAUAAAGAGGCUAAGCGACUUUCCCCCAGAACAGCAACAAUUGAUGCUACAAAAAUAUACCAAGGUCAUGUUUACGAGAGAUCCAUUGCAGAGAAUGGUUUCAGCUUAUAGGGAUAAAUUCCUCCAUUCUGGUGGCUACUACGGGGGUCACAUAGCAAAUCGCAUCAAAUUAAUGUUCAGAAAAAAGGAGGACCAAUCUAACGAUAACGUAUCCUUUGAAGAGUUUGUUCGCUAUCUCAUUCAACAAAAUCCAAAAAACAUGGAUAUACAUUGGAUGCCAAUGCAUCAGCUUUGUGAUCCAUGCAAUAUUAAUUAUGACAUUUUAGGGAAAUUCACAACCUUGAAAACUGAUUCUGACUAUGUUUUAAAGGUAAUAGGGGCGCCUGCUAGCGUCAGAUACCCAGACAUAAAGCAGUAUAAUGAAUCCAGAACUGAUGAAAAGAUAAGCGAAGAUUAUCUUUCAAAGUUGCCUCUUCCAAUGUUAGAACGUCUGGCACAGAUAUACAAAUUGGAUUACAUUCUCUUUGACUACCGGUAAUACUAAUUCUGCAGAUCUUUACAAUGUUAAAUGAAAUGAACCUGGCAGUGAAUGGG
Messenger RNA from Pelobates cultripes (western spadefoot toad), 4337 nucleotides. The record is from the annotation of a GenBank genome assembly. Lineage: Eukaryota; Metazoa; Chordata; Amphibia; Anura; Pelobatidae.